UAUAGCUCGGCGUGUUUGGAAAAACUAUCUACCAGCAAUCAAUGGAAUUGUGUUUCUUGUGGAUUGUGUAGACCAUUCACGCCUUAUGGAGUCCAAAGUGGAGCUUAAUGCGCUCAUGACAGAUGAAACGAUAUCUAAUGUGCCAAUCCUCAUCCUUGGGAAUAAAAUUGAUAGACCUGAAGCGAUCAGUGAGGAGAAGCUGAGAGAAAUAUUUGGACUUUAUGGACAAACCACAGGAAAAGGAAAUGUGCCACUGAAGGAUCUUAAUGCUCGCCCCAUGGAAGUGUUCAUGUGCAGUGUGCUCAAGAGGCAAGGCUAUGGCGAGGGCUUCCGUUGGCUCUCACAAUACAUUGACUGAAACUUUUUUCCUUCUUCAACUCCUCCCUUUGGAUUGACAAGACAUCAAAAAAUAAAAACA
Messenger RNA from Nanorana parkeri, 418 nucleotides. Its product is annotated as GTP-binding protein SAR1a. NCBI's taxonomy places the organism in Eukaryota, Metazoa, Chordata, Amphibia, Anura, Dicroglossidae. Gene Ontology annotation, molecular function: GTP binding; GTPase activity. Gene Ontology annotation, cellular component: endoplasmic reticulum exit site; COPII vesicle coat. The transcript is spliced from 3 exons. The record is from RefSeq and is a predicted model, not a curated record. The coding region runs from base 86 to 358 and encodes 90 amino acids. Gene Ontology annotation, biological process: endoplasmic reticulum to Golgi vesicle-mediated transport; membrane organization; vesicle organization.